AUGUCGGCUGAGAACUUUGAUCUGGUCGAGUUUCUUAAUGCAAGAACUCUGCAGCGCGAUUCUGUCUUUUCAGAAGCUAUUCAACUGCUAGAAUCCAUGAAAUCGUCUCCUUCAUGCAACCGGAUUGCGGCUACAAAAUUACUCACGUCAUGCCAAACUUUGGGUGACCAUGCAAACGCUCCAGCAUCGGAUGUCCCCAUGACCCUUGAUCGGGUCAAAUCACUAUACGCGGCGAGACUUGCCAUUUGCGAACUUACAGGCGCUGGUACAGCUAUUCCUGCCGCAUGCUCGCCAUUGCAUGUUGUCUCAGAGAAGACUCGCAACGGCGGUCGAUCCGCGAAUAUGGACAUUCUAGAACCCGAUCCUAUUCCGUCGACAGUGCUUGACGCAUGCCUGAAAUCGCUCGAGUCACGACCCCAGUGGUGGACGAGCUAUAGCAACAGUAGACAAAACGCGAUUGUGAUAUGCCAGGCGGCGCGCAGCGAGGUGGAAAAGGAAGAUAUGCUGAAGCUUCACAGGUCGCUGGCAGAGCACACUGCCAAGUUAAAUAAGGGGCUGCAGGAAGCCCUUCGGAACGCUGCUACUGAUUCGGCCCAACACAGAGCCUUUGUGGAAGCGACAGAGGUCAUGCGAGCUGAGCUGCUCCGCGAGCUCGAGAAAAGUACCGUACGGGCUCGAGGGAUAUUUUCAGGUCUCUUAAACGAAAUUGAGACUGUGAUUGGAUCUUCCGUAGCAAAGGUCAUGUCAGCAAUCAAAGAUGUCGAGGCAGAUUCUACUGCUUUAGGCGAGGGUAUUCGGGCCUCUUCCAACGACGUUGAACAGUUGCAACACCGGCUUCGUGAAAUGCACGAGGAAGCUAUGAGCCGGAACGCCAAGUUUGCAGAAACACAGCAACGCGAGGCCAAAAUAAACCAGGAGCUGGCAGUUGCCAUGCGAUUGUCUCUGGACGCGUUAGUGACACAGGACAUGGCGAGGCUGUCUGAGAGGGUGGUUGGCGUUGAUGGAGCUCUGGAAUGGUUUGCUGAGCGGUUUUCUCUAAUCCACCAACAAGAGCAUCUCAUACUGGAGCGCCUUCAGUCGUUCGAGAGCGCAUUGGAUGAGUCUGGAUCCAAGGCAAAAGAGCUGCUCGAAACACAGACGUUACAAGCCAAGGCCCUGGCAACACAGUCAGAGGUCCAAGAAGCUCUGGGAGCUAGCGCCAAGGUUGCUCAGGCACUGCUAGACCAAUUAACCGCAAAAGCGGCGAAUCUCGAAACCGUGCUGGAGGAUACCGCCGUCAGAUUCAAUGACCUCCCGGUGCUAAGCGGCAUUUUGGGGAUCAAGUUAUCUCCUUGGACCUUGUGUUCCCUUUUAUUUGCCAUUAUCGCGGUGCAGAAUCCCAAAGCGGCCGUGCUAGUCGUGUUCUGCGGUGGUAAGUUCAAUCACUGUUUCCAGUCUUGUUAUAAUUCUGCUGACUCCAACUCUCAACAUUAG
This is a messenger RNA of Rasamsonia emersonii CBS 393.64, 1473 nucleotides long. Its product is annotated as Nuclear membrane fusion protein Kar5. Gene Ontology annotation, cellular component: endoplasmic reticulum membrane. The record is from RefSeq and is a predicted model, not a curated record. The coding region runs from base 1 to 1473 and encodes 490 amino acids. NCBI's taxonomy places the organism in Eukaryota, Fungi, Ascomycota, Eurotiomycetes, Eurotiales, Trichocomaceae. Gene Ontology annotation, biological process: nuclear membrane fusion involved in karyogamy; karyogamy involved in conjugation with cellular fusion. The transcript is spliced from 4 exons.